Ceutorhynchus assimilis (cabbage seed weevil) is the source of this 1444-nucleotide messenger RNA. The record is from the annotation of a GenBank genome assembly. Lineage: Eukaryota; Metazoa; Arthropoda; Insecta; Coleoptera; Curculionidae.
AGUCAGUCAGUCAGUCCAUCGCGGUUUUUGACCGAAUAUAAUACGUGGGAACUACCUAUUCUUCUAACAAUAAUCAUCUAUUGUUUUUAUUAUUAUUUUUUUAAUUUGAAAAAGUGUCUUAUUAGAUUGGAUGCGUGUUUGUUUUUUGGAUUUAAGCCAUUGAAGUGUGUCUCAUAAGAUGUGGCUGAGCGACACCAGUCGUCUGUCCCGUCUACAAGAAGACUCAGAUUUGGAAAGCAGUUGUAGCAGCGGCGAAGAAAUUCCCAUAUGGGUGAGAGGCGAACAACGAUGGGUUUCGGGAAUUACGGAAGAGACCCGGUGUAUUGAUGUCAUCGAUGUUUUGUGCAAAGAUGAAGAGAAAAGGGGCAAACACAUGGGAUUGCCACAGCAUUACCAAAUAACUGAGAGAUGGCGGGGUGUGGAGCAAUCAUUGGAGCCGUACGCGAAAAUAUUGGAUAUUUGGAAUACUUGGGGAUCUGCUCAGACGGAGGUCAAAAUCUCUCUUAGAAGGCUCCGCUCAUCUACAAACAGACGCACCAAGUGUAGAUCAGACGUCAGUACCCACUCGGACAGAAGUAUGUGGAAAACCGUGCACCCAAAACGAUUCCAAACACUCAACACCGAAAAAGGACCAUCGAGUACUGAAGAACUAUUAAAACUAGUACUCGCCCAAGGAGAAGUUAUUAGGAGACAAUUAAAGAAAUUACGACACAGCGACCAUCAAAUCGGUUAUCUAGAAGACAAAACUCACAGGGCAAGGGUACGGAAACACGGCAGCAACUAUUUAUUGGAAACGUACCUUAAGGGCCUAUCAGAGGCGGUGAAUCCAGACUUGGAAUCACACAUUGGUGGUGAUAAGAACAGCGACAGUGGAGUUAUGACUGAAGGCGAUAGUGAACAGUCUAAUAAUCAUACGAAUUUGAAAGAUUGCAAUAAAAAUAUUGAGGUCACAAGUGAUCGAUUUUCUGCCUCCUCAGAAGAAUUCAAUCGUAACAUAAAAGAUGACGACACCAGUUCAACUUUGAGCGACUCAACCAUCAAAAACCAAACAGAAUUCCUAGAAAAAAUCAUAAAACUAAACAAAAACUUACUAAAAGAAGAAGAAACCAUCAACAAGUUGGACAGCAAUUUGAGAAAGUACGACAAACACAAACAACUGACGAAACUACGUACCGACAUGACGAAAAGCGCCUGCGAAAUGCAGCACAACGAAGUGGUUUUGGAAGAAACGCUCGAAGUGUUGGAAAAGCGCAGGAAAGAUUUGGAAAAUUUACACCGUGAAUUGACCAGUGAGGAUCAGGAAUACGAAAUGUUGCAGGCGUUGCUUUACAGCAACAACAACAUUUACCGCAGCACCAAAGAAACGUUAGAUACCUUAGUUUAAUACCAAAUAUUUUUGUUUUUAUGAUAUUGUUGAAAAAUUAUAAAUUUAUUUUUAUUUUAG